GCAGGCCUCGUACGACAUUCCUGCGACGAGCGAGCGGCACUGUGGUUGUAACCCGCGCUUACCAUUCGGCGUGCGCACACAUCAUAGCAACACAUACAAAUACAUAUCGGAGAAGACUUUCAAAUCGGUUAUUAUUUUUUUUUUCAUUAGCAAUAGCGUUUCUGACCGUGUACAUAUUGUGCCCCGUGUAAGGUCACGGCAGGCCCAAUUGUGCGAUUCCGCGUACGCGAAUUUUCGCAGUGCUCAGCCGGAAGACAAGAGUACGAGUGAUUUUUUAAAGCAAACUUUCUUAAUAUCGACACCGAGGAUGCGGGCCGUCGUCCUGUGCGCAGCCCUGUUCAUCGCACCCCUUUACGCGCUUACGCUCAAGAGCAGUGGACCUGAUGGACCAGCGCCAGUCCACUUUGAACCACAGGUGGCCGUUCUUUGUGACUCAAAAUCAGAUGCACCAUAUUAUAGCCAAUACAUGUCAGAAAAUGGUCGAUGGACGUCUGACACAAAACGUAAAGUUGGAUGCUUGAAGGAAAAAGUUGAUAUUUUGGAUUAUUGUAAAAAAGUUUAUCCGAAGAAUGACAUCACAAAUAUAGUUGAAUCAAGCCAUUAUGUGAAGAUUGGUAACUGGUGUAAAAUGGGAUACAAUAAAUGCAAGCAUACGGAUUGGGUGAAACCGUACAGAUGUCUUGAAGGACAAUUUCAAAGUGAUGCGCUUUUAGUUCCCGAGAAUUGUAUAUUCGAUCAUGUUCAUAAUCAGAGUAAAUGCUGGCCGUUUGACCGUUGGAAUCAAACAGCUGCACAAGCUUGCCAAGAUCGUGACCAUAAUUUAAGAAGUUUUGCCAUGUUACUACCAUGUGGAAUUUCCUUAUUUUCUGGCGUCGAGUUUGUGUGCUGUCCAUUUAAAGAUAAAAUUCAAUUGAAGAAAACUGUAACAACUGCAGCUGAUAGUCUUUUAUCAUCUGAUCAGUUUGAUGUGGAAGAAGACAUCGAUGAUGAUGAUGACGAUGAUGACGAUGACGAUGACAUAAAUGAUGAGGAAGACGACGAUGACGAUUAUGAUCAUUAUGAUGAUACACCGAUUCGUACACCUUCGACUACGACGACAACCACCACAACCACAGAACCUCCAACUACUAGGAAAAUAUCAACAACUACAACUAUUACAACUUCAGAAUCAUCUUCCACUGAAAGUUCACGCACUACGCCUUCUGGGCCAGUAAGGAACUUACCUACGCCAGAUACCUACUUUACACAUUUUGAUCCUAGAGACGAGCAUAAGUCAUACAAAGAAGCUUUGAACCGAUUAGAAGAACUUCACCGCGAAAAGGUAACAAAAGUAAUGAAAGACUGGUCAGAUCUUGAAGAACGUUAUCAAGAAAUGCGAUCCAAAGAUCCACAUAUGGCUGAAGAAUUUAAACAACGUAUGACUUUAAGAUUCCAACAAACUGUUCAAUCAUUGGAAGAGGAAGGAUCAGCAGAAAAACAUCAAUUGUUUGCUAUGCAUCAACAAAGAGUAAAUGCUCACAUUAAUCAGCGAAAGAAAGAUGCCAUGAAUUGUUAUAUACACGCUCUUAAUGAAAAUACACCAAACACGCAUAAAGUACAAAAGUGUCUACAAAAACUUCUGAGAUCUUUGCAUAAAGAUCGUCAUCAUACUAUAGCUCAUUACCGACAUUUAUUGGCGUCUAGCGUAGAGUUAGCCGAACGUGAAAAGUCCAUAACUUUAGAACACUUAGUUGACAUUGAUCAUAUGGUUAACCAGUCAUUGCAAAUGCUUGAUAGAUAUCCAUCACUUUCUCGUAAGAUAUCUCAAUUAAUGUCUGAUUAUAUUCAAGCACUUAGAAGCAAAGAUGAUACUCCUGGAUCUUUAUUAACAAUGACAAGAGAUGCUGAAGCAAGCAUAUUAGAUAAAUACAAGUCCGACAUAUCCCAAGAUGAUAAAGAUCACGAAAGGUAUUCAGCAGAGAAAGACCACAAAGAACCUAAGCGUGAACAAGUAGAGUCUAAGGAGGCUAAAUUAGAAGUUGAAACCGCAGCUGAAUUUGAUGCUAAUGAAAACAUAACUCCUCAACGACCGAUAACUCAAACUCCACAACCAACAGCUGCAAAACCCGAACAAAUAGCAGCUGUUCAACAUCAUGAUCAUGACUCAGAACCUAAGAUUUCACAUGCUCAAGUUCAUGAUAUGAGUCUCGGAGAACCGUCAUUCUCAAUUCGAAGAGAAGGAUUCCAUCGAGAAUCUCGAAGUGUGUAUUUGACAUUGGCAUUUGCUGGACUUUCAUUAAUGGCCGCAAUUUGUGUUGGAGUAGCGGUUAUACGCCGACGAAACGCUAAAUCACCACAAAAUCAAGGUUUUAUUGAAGUUGAUCAAGGUACAUCACAAGAAGAACGUCAUGUAGCCAAUAUGCAGAUUAACGGAUAUGAAAAUCCUACUUACAAAUAUUUUGAAGUUAAAGAACAAUAAGUAAGCGGAACGUAAUAACAUCCUUAGUAGAGAGAUACGUACUUAAGGAGGCGACUUUAACCACCCAGCAAAGUUUUUAAUUAUAUAAUAAAAUAAUACAUAAAUUAUAAAAAAGUGAAUGUGCAUGAUGCUAUUAUAUAUAUGUACACAUUUAUAUAUAAAUAAAUAUACAUAGGUACAAUCAAAUAUAAUACUAUAGAUCAUAUUGAUUACAAAAUAAACUUCUUAUAGUCUAGCUGUAGUUUAAAAAGUCUCAUAAAUAUAAAAUCAAUAUUGUCGCAAAUCCAUCUGCUAUUAACACAUAUCCAUUAUUCACUUAAAAAUUCGAACAAUUAAUUUGUCAUUCUAGUCAAAACAAGCUUAUUUUUGUUAGUCAUGUUUGACAUUUACAGUACCGCCAAAUCUCAUUAUCGAAUAAAAACGUGUACAUUGUAAUUACCCUCGACUUAUGUUUAGCGCUUUUUUUUUUUUAUUAUAUUAUAAGAAAUAAAAUGUAUUAAGUUAGCCGUAUUAUAAGUAAGAUUAUUAAUUUAUAAAAAAAUAUGUAAAACGAUGAAGUGAGUAAAAUAAAAUCAUAACUGAACAUCAUUAUAUUAUGUUAUAGUAACAUGAAAUUAAUUAAAUCAAUUUUACCAUUUUUGUUUAUAAACAUUAUGCCACAUAAAGUCAAAAACAUUUUAUAAAAAUGACAAUAAAUUAGCAAAAUAGUAAACCUUAUUUUAAAGAACAUCUUAACACUCAUAAUAAGAAAAAAAAGAAAACAAUUGUCAUAAGCUAUAAUUUUUACUCACUUUCUUCUGGUGUAUUGUACAUCAUGCUUGUUAUUAUCUUUUUAGUUAGUUUAUAGUUAUUUUAUUUAACAUUUUUAACAUUUUUUUUAUUGUUAAAACACUACCUAUUAGAACAAAUAAGAUUAUUCCUAUGAGUUACUUUAUUUUUUAUCAUCACUCUAUAACAUAUACCUAUCAAAAAUUAUAAAUAAUUAUAGGUAGGAUUAUGUAUAACUUAAGCUAGACAAAUACUAUAAUAAUAGUAAUAAUUAUAUUAUAAUUUAUACUAUUUUUUUGUAAAGUUAAGAAUAAAAUGGAUAAAAAAUAUGUUUUUGAAUAUUAUAUUAUAACUUAUUAUAUUAACAAUAAGUGUUUUUCCAAAAUGUUAUCAUUACCUACAAAUAAUGUAUGAAUAACUAAUUUAUUUAUAAUAAUAAAAUUGUAUACAUUAAAUGAAAUGGUUGACUGUAA
This is a messenger RNA of Daktulosphaira vitifoliae (grape phylloxera), 3699 nucleotides long. It is a transcript of the gene Appl, whose product is annotated as amyloid-beta-like protein. Gene Ontology annotation, biological process: axonogenesis; central nervous system development. The record is from RefSeq and is a predicted model, not a curated record. Bases 308 to 2458 code for a protein of 716 amino acids. Gene Ontology annotation, cellular component: neuron projection; neuronal cell body; membrane. NCBI's taxonomy places the organism in Eukaryota, Metazoa, Arthropoda, Insecta, Hemiptera, Phylloxeridae. Gene Ontology annotation, molecular function: transition metal ion binding; heparin binding. The transcript is spliced from 11 exons.